AUGUCUGCCACUCAACUCAGCUUCUCCCUCCGCGUCUCCUCUGGCGUCAAGUCCGACAAGACCUCCAGCAAGUCCGGCUCCUGGAAGGGAACUUUCCGCUUCUCCAGCUCCACCCUCAAGUCUGGCCAGCGCUACUGGUACUACUACAUCAUCGACGGCUACCAUGUCUCCCACAACCCCUCGGUAGACUCCACCGUCGAGCCCACCACUGGCCGCGCCCUCAACAUCCUCGACAUGCCCAAGUCCUCCAAGUCUUCCUCCUCCUCCUCCAGCAAGUCCUCGAGCAAGUCUUCCAGCAAGUCUUCCUCCAGCUCCAGCAAGUCCUCCUCUUCCUCCUCCUCCAAGAGCUCUAGCCGCCGCUCCUCCAGCGACAUCCCCAAGGGCCGUCCCCUCUCCGUCUCCCAGAUCAAGGCUCCCAAGCCCGUCAACCCCAGUGCCACCCGCACCAUUCUGGACUACGACGAGGAGGUCGAGGACCUCGCUGGCCGCUUCCAGGGCGCCGUCAUCUACGACUCCGACGAGUCCGACGAGGACUCCGACCUCAGCUACGGAUCUUCUUCCUCCAGCGACGUCUCCGGCUACAGCACCCCAGUCUCCGACUGCUCCACCUGCUCCUGCGAGCGCUACGGAAUCACCCGCAAGGGCGACCGUGUCCGCCUCGACUGCGGUGGCUCCCGCUGCGGCUAUGAUGACUCGUCCUGCUCCGACUCCGACUCCGAGUACGUCAACACCGACGCCCGCCGCAACGGCAUCGUCGUCCGUGGCUAA
This is a messenger RNA of Parascedosporium putredinis, 768 nucleotides long. The record is from the annotation of a GenBank genome assembly. NCBI's taxonomy places the organism in Eukaryota, Fungi, Ascomycota, Sordariomycetes, Microascales, Microascaceae.